Messenger RNA from Exophiala xenobiotica, 1868 nucleotides. Its product is annotated as 1,3-beta-glucanosyltransferase gel1. Gene Ontology annotation, molecular function: 1,3-beta-glucanosyltransferase activity. Gene Ontology annotation, biological process: fungal-type cell wall (1->3)-beta-D-glucan biosynthetic process. Lineage: Eukaryota; Fungi; Ascomycota; Eurotiomycetes; Chaetothyriales; Herpotrichiellaceae. The transcript is spliced from 2 exons. Gene Ontology annotation, cellular component: fungal-type cell wall; cytoplasm. The record is from RefSeq and is a predicted model, not a curated record. The coding region runs from base 296 to 1642 and encodes 448 amino acids.
CAACACUCUUCCUUUUUAUGAUUCCUACCCAGCCCCCUUGUGUCCUUCCUGCCCUUCAGAUUCCCUCGUUCAAACCACGAUAUCAACGAGCAGUCACCGUUUCUUUGUUCGGGUGUCGCUCCUCCCUCGCUAUUUGCAUUUAAUACCAGAUUCUGUUGAGCAUCCUCACUCUCUUGGAUCUCUACUUCAAUUAAAUUUGUCUUUCUCAGCCAAAAGCGCCCAUUACUAUCCUCCCCUGGAUCUGAAUUGAGCUCAAACAGAAUCUCUAUCCGCAACAACUCCAAUUACACUCAAUAUGCGUACCUCAGCCCUCGCUGCCGUCGCCUUGGGCGCCAGUGCUGCCUCAGCAGCUUCCGUCAAGAGAGCCAGCAGCAUCACUCCUGUCACUGUCAAGGGAAAUGCCUUUUUUGCUGGCAAUGACCGAUUCUACAUUCGUGGUGUCGACUACCAACCCGGUGGCUCCUCCGACGUCGCCGAUCCUAUUGCCGACAAAGCUGGCUGCACCAGAGACAUUGCCGAAUUCAAAAAGUUGGGCCUGAAUACCAUUCGUGUCUACACUGUCGACAACACUGCGGACCAUGACGCGUGCAUGAGUGCUUUGGCAGAUGCUGGCAUCUACCUGGUUCUCGAUGUGAACACUCCCAAAUACUCAUUGAACCGAGCCGACCCCAACCCUUCAUACAACGAUGUUUAUCUGCAAAGCAUCUUUGCAACCAUCGACGCCUUUGAAAAGUAUGACAACACCUUGGCUUUCUUCUCCGGCAACGAAGUUAUCAACGAUCCAGAGACCUCGGCCGCUGCCCCUUAUGUCAAGGCUGUCACUCGUGACAUGAGACAAUACAUCCGCAACCGAGGAUACAGAACGAUUCCUGUUGGUUAUUCUGCCGCUGAUGUGAGCGAGAACCGUUUGGAAAUGGCCGAAUACAUGAACUGUGGUACUGACGACGAGCGAUCCGAUUUCUUCGCUUUCAACGACUACUCAUGGUGUGACCCGUCUUCCUUCACUCAAUCUGGUUGGGAUCAGAAGGUCAAGAACUUUACUGGCUACGGUCUUCCUCUGUUCCUCUCCGAGUACGGCUGCAAUACCAACACUCGUAAGUUCGAAGAAGUCACGUCUCUCUACAGCUCGCAAAUGACUGGUGUCUACUCCGGUGGUCUGGUCUAUGAAUACUCUCAGGAACCCUCCAACUACGGUCUUGUCGAGAUCAACGGUGACUCGGUCAGUGAGCUUGCCGACUUCACCGCCCUUCAAUCUCAAUUCUCCAAGACUGCCAACCCAACUGGAGAUGGUGGUUACAACUCAACUGGUGGCGCCUCUGGCUGCCCUACGUACUCAUCUCCUAACUGGCUCGUCAAGGAUGAUUCUCUUCCAGCCAUCCCCGAUGGUGCUAAGAAGUAUAUGUCCCAGGGUGCUGGUACUGGGCCUGGUCUCAGUGGUGCUGGUUCUCAAAACGCUGGUGGUGCUUCUACUGGAACCGCCACUGCGGGCAGUGGACAAGCUAGUCAAACUGGCUCCUCUGGCGGCUCCAGCUCCUCCACGAGUGGCGCUGUUGCUAUGACUGUUCCAGAAUGGUCUUUGGCUCCUUUGGUCUGUGGUGCUGUUGUUGUUAUGUCCACCUUUUUCGGUGCAGCGUUGUUGUAGACUGGCAUAGCACUGUUUGUACAGGAAGUUCAGUACUACAUUGAAUUCCAAAUGAGGCUUUUCUAACCAAAAGUCCGAUGAAUAUGGUCGUUGUCUCCUUUGUUUGAACAGAACAAUUGGCGGGUUACAGGGGAUUGACGGGGCGUUAUCAACAAAGCCUUGCACAUUGAUAUUUGGGUUCAUAUGCAAUAGACUUGCGUUUGGAAUGAAAUUAAUUGAUCGCAAA